AAGAAACUAAAGGAUAAGUGAUGAUUGCUUUGGGAAAAUUUUGAAUGAGAUGGGUCGCACGGCCUUAGAGUUGUCAGUUUGACAACGAAAGCUGAAAAAAGCCAUUUUUUUAAAAGCAAGGGAAAAGCUUUGAACUCACAAUAUGCUCAAGUUGUUGGUAACUAAGAAUAAAGGAAAAAAAGCAGGAUUGGAAGCCUAAGGUUGUGUUCCUGCUGGUAAAAAUUUUGACAGUGGCGGUUGUAGCUACUAGUGGUUGGACUCUGUUUUGAAGGACUACUUUUUCUUUAUGAACGUAAAAUGUAUAGAAGGUGAUAUUAAUCCAAAAAGCUAUGUAGGUUGUGAGAGUAAUGAAGGUGAAACUGUCGCCUUUGAUGUUUCUGGAAGCCAUCUGGUUAGAGUUGUCAAUAGUCAAGGAUAUAUAGAUAGAGAGGAGGGUAGCAUUAGUAGCAUGUGUGAAGGGGAAACAAGGAGAAUCACUCCUGGUCGUUUAUAGAAAUUUGAGAGCUGUAUUGUCAAGAAAAGAGCAAAGACAAAGGAGUUUAAGCUUUUGUUGAGUUUUAGUAGAUUACUCAAUUAAUUGUCUCGCAAGUCCAUUUAGAUUUAGUUUUACUGAUCAUUGUUAGAGCAGUUUUGCGUAUUUAUUAGCAAUUGAAAGUCUUGUAGUCGAUUGUUAAGAAUCAGUCUUUGGGUUAAUAUUUCCACGGUAUUCUACAAGAACAAGAAACCGAUCAGCCUCUCAGUUGAGUGUUUUGUCAGUAUAAAGAGUUGUAUUCCUUAUGGUAGUUUUUUGUCUCUUAUAAAAUUUUUUUCAAGAUGAAAAACUUGGCCUGUAACUCUGCAACAGUUUUUAUAGUGUAAACGAUAUUCGCACUCUUUUUAAAAUUCAUUCAUUUUCCAGAAUAGCAUAGGAAAGUCUCGAGUCCAUCAUUGCAUAUUUUUAAUGGCUGUUUGUGUUGUCGAGCGUUGAUCAAUUCUCUAUUGAUUUGAGUAUAUAUUUUGAAAUAUUAUGGAUGGGGGGCUUUAGAUAACGAAAGCUGAAUAAACUUGUAUUUUGAAAG
Galdieria sulphuraria is the source of this 1058-nucleotide messenger RNA. RefSeq lists its product as uncharacterized. NCBI's taxonomy places the organism in Eukaryota, Rhodophyta, Bangiophyceae, Galdieriales, Galdieriaceae. The record is from RefSeq and is a predicted model, not a curated record. The transcript has a single exon. The coding region runs from base 287 to 493 and encodes 68 amino acids.